AUGAGCGCAUCCAGCAACACAGCCGCAGCCCCUCAGCAGCCCAACAACCCGCCCGCAUCCGUCGCGACCGCAUCGAGCGAAACCAAGGCUACCGACGAUGGCAGCAUUCUGAGCAAGGGAAAGAAGCUGUUUGGCCUGGGCAGGAAGAAGGAGAGCGUGGCUGGCAAACAGCCAACAGAGACUGCAUCCACCACCACGACGCCAACAUUGCUGCCCUCGCCCCCAAUGUCACCGCCCGAACAACGAGUGUCACCGCGAGGAAGCCCGCGCAUGCUGCCAAUCGGCGCAUCUCCCAGUCGUCGCAUCCGCUCCAACUCUCCUGGCCUACACAGCCCAGCGUCGUCGCUCAUCUUCGAGCGCAACGUACAGGAGCCUGAACCCUCGGCCGACGUGCCUGCACACAUCAAGACAGAAGACCACAUACCGCCCGCGCUGGAUGCGACAUCCUUGGCCAUUACAGACACGCACCUCAACCCCGACGAAGUAGAGAUCAUAACACACACGGCGCAUCAGCCAGCCGCUGUUGCGGUCGCGGGCAGCAUAAUCGACUCGGUGCACUCGCCGCCUCUGCCUCACACAGAGUCGGUGGCUUCUAGCCAUGCUGAGGUGACGGAGACAGCGCCUGGGUACGGCUCACUGGACACGGCGGAUCCACGUCGCUUGAGCUUCAUCUCAUUCGCAGACGUGGUGCAGGCAGAACACGUCGAGCACGACAGACAGGAAGUCUUGGGUGCCACGUCCAACGAGGCUCUGCAGUUUAUGAGCCUAUCGUCGACGGCGAACCGAUCGCCCUCGCCAGUGAGGUCUGCCGCGUCUUCGCCGCCAACUACCAGUGGAGCAGCCUCGCCCAAGCAUGCGGACCUGGCGCGCACGCGGUCACCCGCAAGUCCUACAUCCCCUAUCGUGCUCGGUAGCCCCAACCCAGCAUCGGGCGAAGAGCUGCCAGUUCAGAUUGAAACGAUGCGACAAGCACUGCGCAAGACGCACUCGGGCGAUCUUAGCGGCGCGCGCUCGCAGCCAUUGAGCGCAGCGAGUGUGGAGGAGAGUGCGGCUGAUAAGCCUCCGUUCAAGUGA
This is a messenger RNA of Alternaria burnsii, 1074 nucleotides long. RefSeq lists its product as uncharacterized. The transcript has a single exon. The record is from RefSeq and is a predicted model, not a curated record. The coding region runs from base 1 to 1074 and encodes 357 amino acids. Lineage: Eukaryota; Fungi; Ascomycota; Dothideomycetes; Pleosporales; Pleosporaceae.